Molecule: messenger RNA, 849 nt
Organism: Guyanagaster necrorhizus
Lineage: Eukaryota; Fungi; Basidiomycota; Agaricomycetes; Agaricales; Physalacriaceae
Exons: 4
Coding region: 79-849 (256 amino acids)
Source: RefSeq, a predicted model, not a curated record
CGCCUCAACCCUGCGGGGGCGCCUGCUCUACGGUCAUUGUUUCCGAUGAUGCUUGCAGUGUAAACGCAACGAGACACCAUGCCUAUAUUGGGCACUGAGCGCUCGUUGCCGGUUAUACGAAAGGAUAAUUCAUUCUUUCGACAACUGUAUGGAAUCAAGCCGCAGAAACGGUUCUUGUUCACAGGACCUAACGAUUCUGGGCCCCGAGUCAAACCCAACAGAACCCUUAUCCAUCCAACCACCCAAGAGGCGAAGAAAAGCGCCUUGGCUCGUGAUAAUUAUCGAUGUAUCUUGUCUGGCACCAUGGACAAGAAGUCAUACUUCGAUGUGCCCACAUCUUCCCUGAGUCUACCAACGUCCAAUCAAGAUAUUUUCAUCCUAUUCCGUUAUUCCGUCAAACUUACUCUUGUAUCGAGGAAGACUACGCUGCGAAUGCAUGGACUAUCAUCGAGCGAGCGCUUUGGAUUCCCAAACAUCCUCCAGGACCUUCGAGGCGAAAAAAUCCACCGGUUGGAAAACAUCUUGACCCUUGAAUAUAAUCUUCAUCUUCAUUUUGACGAUCUCACUCUAUGGUUGGAGCCCACAUCCGCACAACGAGGGAGGAGCUUGUUCAAAGUGCUGCCUCGAGCUGUUGAUUUCACAUCUAUCCAAAAGUCACUUUUCACUACCGGCGUCGAAAGAGGACAUCCCCCAUGCUGCCAUCUGUCUGGCGCCGCAGAGUAUCUCAACCUCGUAGAGGAUGAUAAUCCUUUCAAGGCCAAGAUACGAGGCUACGACCCCGUAGGUUCGGAUUUUGGGGAUGCCUUGGUGGCAUGGUUGUAUGAAGUGAGCGAGAUUCUUAGUGCUUGA